Messenger RNA from Chlorocebus sabaeus (green monkey), 4616 nucleotides. RefSeq names its product histone deacetylase 7 (gene HDAC7). Gene Ontology annotation, cellular component: histone deacetylase complex. The record is from RefSeq and is a predicted model, not a curated record. Gene Ontology annotation, biological process: negative regulation of transcription by RNA polymerase II; epigenetic regulation of gene expression. Lineage: Eukaryota; Metazoa; Chordata; Mammalia; Primates; Cercopithecidae. Gene Ontology annotation, molecular function: histone deacetylase activity.
UGCACUGCACGGAGCGCCUCGCGGCGGCUCGGGCUCGGGGCCGCGGCCGGCGUUCCGGGUUCAGCGCUGCCUCCCUGGCCGUGCGCCGCACCCCGCCGCGAUCCGGCCGCGCGUGGUGUCUGCGGCCCGCCUGUGCGCCGCCCGGUGCAGCGUCUGCCGGGGUGGUGUGUCCCAGGGCCGCGAGCGCCUGCCCCCUCCCUCCCCUCCCCCUUGGCCCGCUCUCAGACUCAGAUAAAGCAUUUCCUUCCAUUGUCAUCCUACCCGGCCGGCCGGGCUGCCAGGGCCCUCCCCCUCUCGGCCCCCUCCCUUCCUCUCGCCGUCUCACAGUCGCUCUGCAGCCUCCGGCGACUGGGGGGAUGUGAGGCCGGUGCCCCAGCCCCCCGCCCCGCCAUGAGCCCCCCGCUCUGAGGGCCCCGGCCCCUGGAUGCACAGCCCCGGCGCUGAUGGGACCCAGGUGAGCCCGGGUGCCCACUAUCGCAGCCCCACUGGCACAGGGUACUUUCCUCGACAUUUUAGGAGAGACACCGAUUUAUUCAUUGAUUCUAUGUUUGUGGAGUGCCUGUCAUGUGGCUGCCCCAGGCCCUGUGCAGACACACCAGGCCCUCAGCCCCAGCCCAUGGACCUGCGGGUGGGCCAGCGGCCCCCAGUGGAGCCCCCACCAGAGCCCACAUUGCUGGCCCUGCAGCGUCCCCAGCGCCUGCACCACCACCUCUUCCUAGCAGGCCUGCAGCAGCAGCGCUCGGUGGAGCCCAUGAGGCUCUCCAUGGACACACCGAUGCCCGAGUUGCAGGUAGGACCCCAGGAACAAGAGUUGCGGCAGCUUCUCCACAAGGACAAGAGCAAGCGAAGUGCUGUAGCCAGCAGCGUGGUCAAGCAGAAGCUGGCGGAGGUGAUUCUGAAAAAACAGCAGGCGGCCCUAGAGAGAACAGUCCAUUCCAACAGCCCCGGCAUUCCCUACAGAACCCUGGAGCCCCUGGAGACGGAAGGAGCCGCCCGCUCCAUGCUCAGCAGCUUUUUGCCUCCUGUUCCCAGCCUGCCCAGUGACCCCCCAGAGCACUUCCCUCUGCGCAAGACAGUCUCUGAGCCCAACCUGAAGCUGCGCUAUAAGCCCAAGAAGUCCCUGGAGCGGAGGAAGAAUCCACUGCUCCGAAAGGAAAGUGCGCCCCCCAGCCUCCGGCGGCGGCCUGCAGAGACCCUCGGAGACUCCUCCCCAAGUAGUAGCAGCACGCCUGCGUCAGGGUGCAGCUCCCCCAAUGACAGCGAGCACGGCCCCAAUCCCAUCCUGGGCUCGGAGGCGCUCUUGGGCCAGCGGCUGCGGCUGCAGGAGACUUCUCUGGCCCCGUUCGCCUUGCCGACAGUGUCCUUGCUGCCCGCAAUCACGCUGGGGCUGCCCGCCCCUGCCAGGGCUGACAGUGACCGCAGGACCCAUCCGACUCUGGGCCCUCGGGGGCCGAUCCUGGGGAGCCCCCACACUCCCCUCUUCCUGCCCCAUGGCCUGGAGCCCGAGGCUGGGGGCACUUUGCCCUCUCGCCUGCAGCCCAUUCUCCUCCUGGACCCCUCAGGCUCUCAUGCCCCGCUGCUGACUGUGCCCGGACUUGGGCCCUUGCCCUUCCACUUUGCCCAGUCCUUAAUGACCACCGAGCGGCUCUCCGGGUCAGGUCUCCACUGGCCACUGAGCCGGACUCGCUCAGAGCCCCUGCCCCCCAGUGCCACCGCUCCCCCACCGCCGGGCCCCAUGCAGCCCCGCCUGGAGCAACUCAAAACUCACGUCCAGGUGAUCAAGCCAGGGGUCUCCCCUCCCCAGAGGUCAGCCAAACCGAGUGAGAAGCCCCGGCUGCGGCAGAUACCUUCGGCUGAAGACCUGGAGACAGAUGGUGGGGGACCGGGCCAGGUGGUAGACGAUGGCCUGGAGCACAGGGAGCUGAGCCAUGGGCAGCCUGAGGCCAGAGGCCCUGCUCCUCUCCAGCAGCACCCCCAGGUGUUGCUCUGGGAACAGCAGCGACUGGCUGGGCGGCUCCCCCGGGGCAGCACCGGGGACACUGUGCUGCUUCCUCUGGCUCAGGGUGGGCACCGGCCUCUGUCCCGGGCUCAGUCUUCCCCAGCCGCACCUGCCUCACUGUCAGCCCCAGAACCUGCCAGCCAGGCCCGAGUCCUCUCCAGCUCAGAGACCCCUGCCAGGACCCUGCCCUUCACCACAGGGCUGAUCUAUGACUCGGUCAUGCUGAAGCACCAGUGCUCCUGCGGUGACAACAGCAGGCACCCAGAGCACGCCGGCCGCAUCCAGAGCAUCUGGUCCCGGCUGCAGGAGCGGGGGCUCCGGAGCCAGUGUGAGUGUCUCCGAGGCCGGAAGGCCUCCCUGGAGGAGCUGCAGUCGGUCCACUCUGAGCGGCACGUGCUCCUCUACGGCACUAACCCGCUCAGCCGCCUCAAACUGGACAACGGGAAGCUGGCAGGGCUCCUGGCACAGCGGAUGUUUGUGAUGCUGCCCUGUGGUGGGGUUGGGGUGGACACUGACACCAUCUGGAAUGAGCUGCAUUCCUCCAAUGCAGCCCGCUGGGCCGCUGGCAGUGUCACUGACCUCGCCUUCAAAGUGGCUUCUCGUGAGCUGAAGAAUGGUUUCGCUGUGGUGCGGCCCCCAGGACACCAUGCAGAUCACUCAACAGCCAUGGGCUUCUGCUUCUUCAACUCAGUGGCCAUCGCCUGCCGGCAGCUGCAACAGCAGAGCAAGGCUAGCAAGAUCCUCAUUGUAGACUGGGACGUGCACCAUGGCAACGGCACCCAGCAAACCUUCUACCAAGACCCCAGUGUGCUCUACAUCUCCCUGCAUCGCCAUGACGAUGGCAACUUCUUCCCAGGGAGUGGGGCUGUGGAUGAGGUAGGGGCUGGCAGCGGUGAGGGCUUCAAUGUCAAUGUGGCCUGGACUGGAGGUCUGGAUCCCCCCAUGGGGGAUCCUGAGUACCUGGCUGCUUUCAGGACAGUCGUGAUGCCCAUUGCCCGAGAGUUCUCUCCAGACCUAGUCCUGGUGUCUGCUGGAUUUGAUGCUGCUGAGGGUCACCCGGCCCCACUGGGUGGCUACCAUGUUUCUGCCAAAUGUUUUGGGUACAUGACGCAGCAACUGAUGAACCUGGCAGGAGGUGCAGUGGUGCUGGCCUUGGAGGGUGGCCAUGACCUCACAGCCAUCUGUGACGCCUCUGAGGCCUGUGUGGCUGCUCUUCUGGGUAACAAGGUGGAUCCCCUUUCAGAAGAAGGCUGGAAACAGAAACCCAACCUCAAUGCCAUCCGCUCUCUGGAGGCCGUGAUCCGGGUGCACAGUAAAUACUGGGGCUGCAUGCAGCGCCUGGCCUCCUGUCCAGACUCCUGGGUGCCUAGAGUGCCAGGGGCUGACAAAGAAGAAGUGGAGGCAGUGACCGCACUGGCAUCCCUCUCUGUGGGCAUCCUGGCUGAAGACAGGCCCUCGGAGCAGCUGGUGGAGGAGGAAGAACCUAUGAAUCUCUAAGGCUCUGGAACCAUCUGCCCGCCCACCAUGCCCUUGGGACCUGGUUCUCUUCUAACCCCUGGCAGUAGCCCCCAUUCCUGGGUCUUUAGAGAUCCUGUGGGCAGGUAGUUGGGAUGAGAAAACAGCCUGCCUGCCUUGACAGUCAUCCCAGGGAGCCUGAGAAAAUCCCUGGGUCUAGAAUGGGGACUGGAGAGGACCCUGAGAGGAGGCGGGCUGGGCAGCGACCCCCACAGGGCUCUCGAGAACACAUUCUCCCCUCCGGUGUGGGCCCUGGCUGUGGCCCCCAUUCCUCAGGACUGCACAGAGGAGGACUGGCUCCGGCUCCGUCGGGCUCACCCUUAACCACUAUUCCUGGCUCUGCAAACCCCAGACUUUGCACACAGCCCCGGGCUCCACACAGAAAUGUGAACUUGGCCUCAGACAGGCUGGCCCUUCCUAGGCUCUAGGGGCUGGCGGGUAGUGGCAGCCAAUAGGUCCCAUAUUCCUGAGUGCAGGGGGAGUGCCUCUUACCUGCUUCCUCAGAUGACUCUGGAAGCUUCCCCUUACCACCGGGCACUGAGACGAAGCUCCCUGACAGCCGAGACUGGCAGCCCUCUUCUGGUCUGUGCCCUCACCAGAGGCCCCCUACAUCAACCUCCUGGCGAUGCCCUGGUGGAGCGGAUGGGUGCUCUGGGAGUCGGGUGCUCUGGGAGUCCUGUGCUUCCUGAUCCAAUGGUGCCAAACCCUUCAUCUCCCCCAGAAGCACAGCAUACCCCUGGGACCCCUCGACCACUGCCCCCUCGGGGAGCCUUCUGUUUCUGGGGUCUCCCCCACCACAGCUCUGACUCCCACCCCACAUAGGACUAGCCUGGCUGAGGGGGAAGGGGUGGGAGAGAAGAUACAGACACGGAGGAGGGGAGGCUGCUCUGGCAAAGUCUUCAAGGCUUUUGGGGGUCCAGGCCUGGGGUCAAGAAGGAAAAUGUGUGUGAGCGUGUGUGUGAAUGAGGAGUGUGUGUGAGCGUGUGUGAGGGGUGUGUGUCUUUCCUAGGACCCACCAUACCCUGUGUAUGUAUGCAUGUUUUUGUAAAAAGGAACAAAAUGGAAAAAAAUCUGAACAAUAAAUGUUUUAUUUGCUUUAAAA